This is a messenger RNA of Striga asiatica, 2477 nucleotides long. The record is from the annotation of a GenBank genome assembly. NCBI's taxonomy places the organism in Eukaryota, Viridiplantae, Streptophyta, Magnoliopsida, Lamiales, Orobanchaceae.
GCUGAUGUCAUUAAGAUUUAAGUUAUGAGUCGUUAGUAUUGACAAACAAACUGAACUCAAAUUCAUUUAUUAACUCGUUAACCACUCAAGUUAGCGUGUUAUAGGUUUGAGUUCAAGCUCGAAGAGAAGCUCGAUAUCAACUCGCUUACACGUGUCCAUGUGUAUUUGAUAAGUCCCAAUCUCCAACUGUAGUGAACCGGGUGAGUCCAAACCGUUGGAAGGGUUUUAGGGUUUAAGAGCAAACAGAAAUUCCGCUGACCAGAAACUUCCCGUCCAGCUGCACCUAUCGUUUGCCAAUGGCGACUCACCUUGUAGAAGACGAAGAUAAACUAAACGACGCCCAAGUAGGCGCAUUACGACACACAUCCGAUUCCGACUCGGAAGAGGAGCUCGAGGACCACAAUUGGGAUGAGUGGAAAGACGACGACGAUGCCGUGGAGGAACAAGGCUCGAACCCUCAGUUGCUAUGUCUGUUCUGUGACUCUUCAUACGAUUCCUGCAUUUCCCUGUUCCAGCACUGCGUCUCGGCCCAUUUCUUCGAUUUUUUUGCAAUCAAGAAAGCUUAUAGCUUGGAUUUUUACAAGUGCUUUAAGUUCAUUAAUUUCGUCAGGUCUCAGGUGGCAAUAAACAAAUGCUGGAGUUGUGGAACGACUUGCAUAUCCAAGAAAGACUUGCAAAAGCACUUACAUGAGUCAGCUAACUUCGAUGGGAGCACUUUUCCGUGGGAUGAUGAUAAAUAUCUCAUACCUUUUAUGCAAGAUGACUCACUUCUAUACAGUUUUGAUGAGGAUGACGAUGAUGAUGAGGGGGGAGUAAUGCCCCUUGACAGGGAAGAACUAGCAUCAUAUAUGUCUCGGUUUGAGCCUAUUGAUAUGCAUGAUGAGGGUACUUCAGACAUUAGUGCACCUGAGCUUGUAAUUCCUUGUGAAAAUGGGGGAAAGGGUGCUGCUGCAAAGCCUUUGGAAGGUCUAAUAGUUGGUAAUGGAAAUACCACUAAUGGUGGCUUUUUGUCCUGUAGAAAUAGAAAAAUUGAGUCAAAUGCAGACCCUUCAAUGGCGAUAGCAGCUGAUGAAGUCAAGCAUAUCAACAAGAAAUAUUUUAGCUCAUACGGUUCAUUCGGCAUUCACAGAGAGAUGAUAAGUGACAAGGUGAGAACAGACGCCUACAGACAAGCUAUUUUGGAAAAUCCUUCUCUUCUAAGAAAUGCAGUUGUUAUGGACGUUGGUUGUGGGACAGGCAUUCUAAGCCUAUUUGCAGCCCAAGCAGGAGCUUCAAGAGUUAUUGCAAUUGAAGCCAGCGAUAAGAUGGCUGCAGUAGCUACUCAGAUUGCAAAAGACAAUGGCUUUCUGCAAAACGGAAUAAUUAGUGACGGCAGUCGACAAAAUGGUUUUAUUGAAGUGGUUCAAGGCAUGGUUGAAGAACUAGACAAUGAUGAUCAAAUCCAACCGCAGAGUGUGGAUGUGUUGUUCAGUGAGUGGAUGGGAUAUUGUCUGCUUUAUGAAUCAAUGCUCACAUCUGUACUGUUUGCUCGGGAUAAGUGGCUGAAACCUGGAGGCGCCAUUCUCCCUGACACAGCUACCAUGUUUGUAGCUGGAUUUGGAAGAGGAGCCACCAGUAUCCCAUUCUGGGAGAAUGUGUAUGGUUUUAAUAUGUCUUGUAUUGGUCGGGAGGUUGAUGAAGGUGCUGCUCAGGUUCCUAUUGUUGAUGUGAUAGACAGUUGCAAUAUUGUCACAAGCACUGAAGUUCUUCAGUCCUUUGAUCUGGUGACCAUGCAGCCGAAGCAAAUGGAUUUUACAGCUGUAGUCGAACUAGAACCAAAGUCAAAAGAACCAAACGAGGUUACUUGGUGCCAUGGCCUUGUCUUGUGGUUCGAAACUGGAUUUACUGAGAGAUUUUGUCGCGAAAAGCCAGUUGUCUUAUCCACAUCACCUUAUCAUCUGAGCACACACUGGUCACAAACUGUCCUCACAUUCAGAGAGCCCAUUGCAAUGGUGUGCCCACAUAAACCAGUGGCGGUUACCGAUGGUAAGAAUUUUUUACCUGCCACGAAGAUACAGUCUCGUUUAAGUAUAGUCAGAGCUUCUCAACACCGUAGCAUAGACAUUUCCAUGGAGCUCACGGGAAUUGGGCCCGGCGGUCAAAAACAUUUGUGGCCGGCACAGAUUUUCAAUCUCAACUGACAAAUGAAUCGAUUUUUUUUUUUUCGCUCUUGCAUGGGAGAAGUGAAUUGUGUGAGAUAGUAAACAGCUUUGCUGCUAUACAUAAAUGAUUUUUACGGGCAGCUGAGGUUUGUGAAAUGAGUUGUAUAAGUUCUGCUUUUAUCUUCGUGAGAAAAUUUGAAUGCAUUUUCUUUUAUCCUUAAAUUUGUCGGCUUUAAUUCCUGUUGUCUAUUGGAAAAGUUAAAUAUUAGGCAUUUUUUCAAUUAUUAUUUUUCCAUCAAAUUCUCUCUACGUAUACUACUCUAGCAUCUGUAUUGC